Messenger RNA from Rotaria sp. Silwood2, 513 nucleotides. Lineage: Eukaryota; Metazoa; Rotifera; Eurotatoria; Philodinida; Philodinidae. The record is from the annotation of a GenBank genome assembly.
AUGGGUCGAUUAAUGCGUAAUAUUAAAAAUAAAAUAUUUACUGAUUGUGAAUUAAUUGCAUUAGUUGAAGAUGAUAAUAGAAUGGAAUUACUUCUGGCAAAUAAAAUAAUUUAUUUAGGUUUAGCUGUUGGUCAUGUUUAUAAAAAAUGUUUGGUUAUCAUAUUACUUUAUUAUUUUAAAUCAUAUUUGGAAUUUUAUCAAUUUGAUCUUGAACAAACAUUAUCAACAACAAUAACAUCAAAUAAUAAUCAUAAAUUUCGUGAUCUUAUUAAUGAACUUAAUGGUAUUAUUGAUCAAUCUAUAAAUAACAUUGAAGCCAAUACACCACAAGUUAAAACAUAUUUAGUUACGUUUAUCAACUGUUAUGCAACUGUAGCAUAUUUUAAUAUAAUAGAUAUUGAACGUCACAGAUCAGCUAUUAAACAAGCACGAUCAAGAGAUGCAUGGAAAUCAGCUUUAUUAAAAAAUCCAAAUACACAAUGUAAUGGUUUAUUACCAUUAUGGGAGACCUGA